Canis lupus familiaris (dog) is the source of this 589-nucleotide messenger RNA. Its product is annotated as histidine triad nucleotide-binding protein 1-like. Gene Ontology annotation, molecular function: hydrolase activity. The transcript is spliced from 2 exons. The record is from RefSeq and is a predicted model, not a curated record. Gene Ontology annotation, cellular component: nucleus; cytoplasm. Gene Ontology annotation, biological process: purine ribonucleotide catabolic process. NCBI's taxonomy places the organism in Eukaryota, Metazoa, Chordata, Mammalia, Carnivora, Canidae. Bases 1 to 504 code for a protein of 167 amino acids.
AUGCCUUCAGAGAUUGGCAGCUCUGACUUCCUCUUUGGAAUGUUUCCUUUUGAACCAGACUGUAAGAAGUUUGAUACCCUUGAGAACACCGUAAAUAUUUUCUUGGCGCGGGAGGAGGCUGCAAGGGCCGAUGAGAUUGCCAAGGCUCAGGCCACCUGGGCCGGAGGUGACAUGAUCUUCAGAAAGAUCAUCCGCAAGGAAAUCCCAGCCAAAAUAAUUUUUGAGGAUGACCAGUGUAUUGCUUUCCAUGACAUUUCCCCUCAAGCACCAACUCAUUUUCUGGUGAUACCCAAGAAACAUAUUUCCCAGAUUUCUGUAGCGGAAGAUGAUGAUGAAAGUCUUCUUGGACAUUUAAUGAUUGUUGGCAAGAAAUGUGCUGCUCAUCUGGGCCUGAAGAAUUAUUAUCGAAUGGUGGUGAAUGAAGGUUCAGAUGGGGGACAGUCUGUCUAUCAUGUUCAUCUCCAUGUCCUUGGAGGCCGGCAGAUGAAUUGGCCUCCUGGUUAAGCAUGUUUUAGGGAUAAUUUUCCCUUCUCUAGGCAAUGGUCAAUAUUUUUAAGUUCCAGUAUGUUAAACAGUAUACUUACUUUUG